UCUCCCUGACAGAUCCAGGCUCGGAGCGCCAGGCUUGGUGUCACUGUCAAGUUCAUGCCAAAAGGUGUGGAUUCAGGACCUGUAGCUUUCUGAUGGAUCAUUCCAGUGGUUCAGCUACAUUAGUCACCCCCCAGAACGCGACGUUGACUUGAAUUCCUGAAAUAUGUUACAGGACAUACGAGCUGCUAAGGGUUCAAUGUAUAUUUUAAUCGAAAUGGGACCGCACAAAGCUCACCUGUCCGAGGUCCGUAGAUUAGAUCAUCUACCCCAAACAUACCCGUGGACGAGACAUCCGUGUCCGACAAGGAAGACCUUCCGUUCUUCCAGUUUCCCGCCAAUCACAUUUCGCUAUUUCUCAGACAUCUGUGAGUCAUGGGCGUGGUACAGUGACCUAGGCCUCCUGCAAAAGUCGUUUUCUUUUCAUCCUUGGGUUCCUGUUCCGCAGCUCACCGUCACCCCAUUAUUGCAGUAGACCACGAUUCGUCAUUUUCGUCAUGUGUGCGCUCUACGACCACUCAUGAAAGCCGUCUACUUCGCUAAAUCAUUUGGAUGGUAAGAUGCCGCAUGCAUACUCACGACGAAACAUCAUAUUGGACGUCCUCCGUGGUCGAAAUAGUCUUAAAUCUUAAAGUGAUGUGCUGUGGCGAUCUCAUCACGAAUACUUCAUUUCAUAUUACCAGUCUGCCUGAUUUUCCUGCGGCUCCUCCUAAACUGGUACCGCAAAUUUACAUGGUUAAGCUUAUGAAUUACGCUUCCGAAUCCUCGAAACCUUACACCAGUACUCGGGACACUCAGUCAUGGCUCUUGCCCACGGUGUCUAUCGACUCUUAUCACAUAUCAUGGUAACUGUAUACCUAUUCAGUGGACGUUUUGCUGUGCUUCGACAUUCUACGAUGACACCUGAAGCUGAACGUCGACUCUUCUAUUUUUGUUUGCAGAAUCAAGGAGGCUCAGAAACUCUAUCAGCACCUGGGAACUACUGGAAUCCGCGGUAUCAAGAUAUCCCCCUUCUCCCCAGUACAUAUUUCUGCCACUAAGCAACACUCAUGACGCCAAUU
This is a messenger RNA of Serpula lacrymans var. lacrymans S7.9, 1058 nucleotides long. RefSeq lists its product as uncharacterized. The transcript has 2 exons. The record is from RefSeq and is a predicted model, not a curated record. Lineage: Eukaryota; Fungi; Basidiomycota; Agaricomycetes; Boletales; Serpulaceae. The coding region runs from base 164 to 472 and encodes 102 amino acids.